AUGGAGACGAAAAGUAGCAAACGAAGCCGUACGAGUUAUACUAGGCAUGACGGAACUUAUGAAAAGAAGCUGAACAUUGAAAUCUCUGCGAAGGAAGAGGAAUUCAAUACAUACUCUUCUCGUUCAGCACGAAGACAAAGAAAAAGGGCUGUAUCAAGAACUGCUCUGCACAGCACAGCGAAACGCACCAAGCACUGCAGCAAGGACCAUGAUUCUAAGAUUGACCGAAUUUUAGGGAAAGGCCUAGAGCCUCAAAUAACUGGAAACCAAGAAGAAAGGUAUUUAGAAGUUCCUGUGUCAGUCAUGCUGAAAACUAUCGAAUUGUAUUGUACAUCAUUUGAAACUAAAGCAAAGAAGGAAGACUUCCCAGAACCUCCUAUCAUGAAGGCAAUACCCCCUCAGAUUCUCUCGUCUCGCGAGGCUGGAAGCAAUACAAAGCCUGUCUAUCAAGACGCACUACCUACUGAAAUAAAGGAUUAUCGUUGUAUGACGGUAUCUUCGAAACCUCAGACAUCGUUGCAUUCAACAAGAAGGUAUCCUAGGAAUCUACUCAAAGCUGCGGUGACAGCACAGAAAGCAAAGAAGGUUGCCAGCUCAAAACUUUAUGCAUCCGAACUAAACAAAUUGACUCGUUGGUGGAAAACAGUCAUGUGCAUCUUGUCAAUCACAAUGGUAGUUCAUGCGAUUUGUACCAAGCAGCCAUUUGAAAAGGACUGUAUCUAUGUAAAUGGUGGUGGAUUCGGCGGUUUCUGGUUCAUUCUAGGACAACUUUACAAACUACACGAAAAGAAUGAGAUCAAGGACUACGUGUGCUAUUCUGCUGGAUGCCUCGGUGCAGUCUCUAUCAUGGCCAAUCGCACGUUUGAUGACUUGUUUGAUUCGGCGUUAAAUAUUCAGACCAACUGGAAGCAGGGAUCCAUUUCUCGCUUUGACGCAGUGGAACUCUUUGUGGACGAUCUACUUGGCAACUCGAAUUCAGAAUUCGACGUGGCAGCCUUUUCCAACGUUCACAUUCUGACAUCUGUUCCCAAAAGUGGCGGAUGGGAAGUAAAACAAAACAUCGCUGAAGACUUGGAACACUUGAAAACCCUUCUCGUGCAAACGGCAUGGAUACCAUUCAUUACUGGUGAUCAUAUUUGGCAUCCAACGACUGGCCAUAUGGAUGGUGGCUUCUCGAGGCUGCAACAUCCAACAUGCAAGGUUCAUAUCUCGCUGCCUUGGGAUUGGAAUCUUCUAGUAAAUACAAUGAACAUAAACAUGGGAAAAGAAGAAGGAAACCGUUAUUGGGAGCUGGGUCUCAAGUAUGGUAGUUAG
Messenger RNA from Cylindrotheca closterium, 1314 nucleotides. Lineage: Eukaryota; Bacillariophyta; Bacillariophyceae; Bacillariales; Bacillariaceae. The record is from the annotation of a GenBank genome assembly.